This is a messenger RNA of Plasmodium reichenowi, 210 nucleotides long. RefSeq lists its product as hypothetical. NCBI's taxonomy places the organism in Eukaryota, Apicomplexa, Aconoidasida, Haemosporida, Plasmodiidae. The record is from RefSeq and is a predicted model, not a curated record. The coding region runs from base 1 to 210 and encodes 69 amino acids. The transcript has 3 exons.
AUGGAAGACAGUUUUAAUUUGAUAGAUAAAAACAAUCUUGAUGAAGAAACAACAAACAUAAAAAAUGAAAAUAUGAAAUAUAUGGAAUCUCAUCCAGAACUUAAAGAUUUGCUGAACGAUUUUAUUUCCUCAAUUUUAUUGCAUACUCCAGAUGAUAUUUUUAAAUAUGCAAAUGAAUAUUUUUCAAAUUUUAAAAAGAAAACUAAUUAA